Messenger RNA from Leptidea sinapis, 5098 nucleotides. RefSeq lists its product as uncharacterized. Bases 995 to 2515 code for a protein of 506 amino acids. Gene Ontology annotation, biological process: intracellular signal transduction; cell surface receptor protein tyrosine kinase signaling pathway. The transcript has 5 exons. The record is from RefSeq and is a predicted model, not a curated record. NCBI's taxonomy places the organism in Eukaryota, Metazoa, Arthropoda, Insecta, Lepidoptera, Pieridae.
GCUCCGAUUAGAAUGUUCGUUAAGCGUUAUGAAUUAAAUUCUUAAAAUUAUUUUUUCCUUCUUUUUAAAUAUAACUUAAAGUUACAUAUACGUUUUUAAAAACUCGUCACUUGUUUAUUAUUUAAAAUUGGAUGACCUAGGGUUUUUUAUAAUAUAACAUCGAAUUUUCUAUCAAGGUUACUGCAACUUAACAUGUUUCUAAAUUAUGCGAUUUAUGAAGUGCUUUGCAAAAAUAUGCUUCGUCAUCAUCUUUAGCCGAAAGACGUACACUGCUGGACAAAGGCCACCUCCAAAGAUUUCCACGUCGAUCGGUCCUGCGCUGCCCUCAUCCAACGUAUUCUGGCGAUUUUGACCAGAUCGUCGGUCCAUCCAUGUGGACGCCAUCGAGGACUUUACUGCCCCAACGACCAUCUGUCCGUCGAGCUAUGUGUUCCACCCAUCGCCACUUCAGUUUCACAAUAACUUGGACUAUGUCGGUAACUUUGGUUCUCCUACGGAUCUCCUCUCUAUUGCCCUUUGAGUGUAUAUAUGCUUGCCUUGACGGGUUAACUAAAAUAAAAUAAAAAUGUAACUUUUACGCAAUAAUCUAAUGUAAAACCGUUACAAUUACACACGUUUUAAUCCUUUAAAAGUGUUUUAUUUAAAUGUGUAACACUCGUGUUAAUCAAAGAAAAUACUUUAAUAAUAUAUUCUACACAUGUUGUAGUGAAAAAAAUGGUUCCGUUUUGUAAUAAUAAUAGUAAUUAAUAUAGAAAAUUACAAAACCGAACUGUUAUAAUUAUGUUAAGUUAAACUCGCAAGAAUAGUAGGUAUAAUAUGAAACAAAAUAGAGGGAUUGGUCUCUAGAACGGAACUCCACAGAGGAACAAACCUACAGAUAUUCAUAGACUCAGAAACACAGCAAGCGCUUGUCAUCUCCUUUUGGUUAAAUAGUUUAGGAAAAUAAUAUUUGAUCUCAUAUCACACCUCAGCUCUGAGCCCAGUGCUUCACAAGAUGGCAGAACUAAUGAAUAUAAGCGUUUGUGACGUAGCAAGGAUUUUACAAGUGUGGGAGAAACAGGAAUUUGUUGAUCUGGUUACCGAGAAGUGCAUUGACGGGCGUAAAUUAUUGGGACUUACCGAGGGAGUUGUGAAAUUGUGGCAGCCAAAGUCGAAUGCUAUAGAACUCAUUGACUUAAUUGAAAAUAUGAAAUCGAACCCAGAAAAAUACAUGAAAUGCUUAAAACGCGAUGAAAUAGUUAUAAAAGAAACUAAUUUAAAUGAUAAUCCGUAUCAAACUGUAAGCGUAAGAAAAAUAAGUCAACAGGAUACUGUGGAAGAGAUUUUAAAACGAAUUGUUAUACCGAAGAGUUUUUUGUACAGAAACAAGAAGGAUAAAGUCAAUUCUUAUGUGCCAAUGGAUGCUGGAUCAGGCAAGAAGCCAAAAAGAUUUUUUCGAUUAAGUUCCUACGAAUAUCCACUACUAAAAUCAAAGUUUUCUAGAAAUGAAAGCCCUUCGGAUAGAGGUUAUUAUUCAAUAAAGAUAAAUGAUAAAAUUUAUAUUCAAAAGCCCAAAAAAGAGGACUCCAGACCUAAGUAUAGGUCUUUAUCGACUGCUGAAGAAUUUAAUGAGAAUGUAAUUGAAGAUCAUUUGUAUGAAGAUUUAUGUUACAACGAUCUAAGUGAAUCAAAAAUUGAGUCAAACAAGGGUCAAGUAAAACCAUGUAUGGUAAAAUUACAGGAGUUAUUUCAGUCACUUAAAUUUCCAUUUUUCAAAAAACCUGAUGAAGUUACAGAAAAAAAAGAAGAGAUAAGAGAAAUGAAUCAUGAUAAAGAUGGACACUUUUAUGAAAAUAAUGAUUUGGCAAACAUGUACGAUUCUGUGCAUGUACAAAAAGAUGAAUCAAGUGAUGUAAAAAAUAAGGAAUGUUUAGUUGUCGAAGAGUAUCUAGAGCCAGUGAACAUCAACAGGGAUUAUUGUGAUGUCUGCCUCAAGCAGAAAGAAGAUUCACUUCUGGGUUUCAUCAUGAACUACUUCGAAACGAGGUUCGGUAGACGAGAAACGAGUGACGCCGCAGCGCAGUCGGAAGAGUCGGAAGUGGAGCCAUCUUGUGACGAAUCAAAAUGGCGGCGCGUUGGCAACAUGGCGUCGCGGCCACUUCCGGUGCCUGUCGAGAACGAGCCCUACUACAUGAAUAUUGAUAGGCACGAAGCUGAAAGCUUACUGCUGGGCCAAGCGGAUGGCACUUUUAUACUGCGACCUUCUAGCCAGACAAACCACGCAUACACACUGAGUGUGUCAUGUUCUAAUUGCGUUCAUAACGUGGGCGUUCGUCGCCGUUCGGACGGUCGACUGGCGCUCGGGUUCGCUCGGCGAGGCGAACGCAGUUUCACGAGCGUGACGUCACUCCUACGUCAUCACAAGCGAAGAAGACUUCUACUUGUUGCUGGAGGGGAGCUGAUUGGUGCCACUACGUUGAAUGAAACUCUACAAUAUUAUCAAGUGCCAAAGAAUAUACCCCUGGUGAAAGCGUAAUUUGGCGAGUUUUUUAUGACAUUAAGUGACAAGACGAGCAGGGCGUUCAGCUGAUGGUAAUUGAUACGCCCUGCCCAUUACACAGUGGAAGGCUCCUUUGCACAGGACGCUGGCGAAAUUAUCAGCACCACAACAACGCCUAUUUCUGCCGUGAAGCAGUAGUGUAUAAGUAUUAUUGUGUUCCGGUCUGAAGGGCGCUGUAGCUAGUGAAAUUACUGGGCAAAUGAGACUUAACAUCGUAUGUCUCAAGGUGACGAGCGCAAUUAUUGUGCCGCUUAGAAUUAUUGGAAUUUUCAAGAAUCCUGAGCGGCACUGCAUUGUAAUGGGCAGGGCGUAUGAAUAAGCAUCGGCUGAACGGCUGAAAAAAAGUUAUUGCAAAAUGACAGGCGUCACGCGGAUCGAGUUUCGUGGUACGAGGGACCUAGCUGUACUCAAGCGCAAGGUCGCUAGCGCCGGCCGUAUUUAUGAGUCAGCGGGCACAGCGGCAGAAAAUAUAUUGUAAGCGGCGCUGCAAUUUGCACUGAAUUGUAGUCUCGUCACGUCUGAGUAAAAAAGCGGCCAAGUGCAAAUCGGACUCGCCCAUGAAGGGUUCCGUAGCAGCAACUAACAUUAUAUAAAGUUCUUGUAGUUCGUUGUAACUUUGAUCGAUGUUUAGUAGUGUUAUUAAAUAAGUUAUUGAUAAUACGAUUUAUGACGUAUUAAAAAAAAACUACUGACUAGAUCUCGUUCAAACCAAUUUUCUGUGGAAGUUUGCGUGGUAAUUGGCUAUGGCUAACAUCAUUCUGCAAACCAUUGUCAUUAUGAUGCGCAAAUUAUAAAGGCAUUUAUGAGGCUUCAUGUGCCUGUUUAGUUAUAAUUAUACUAACAUAAUUUAAUAAGGACAUUUUACUGACAAUUAUUAUUGAUUUUUUUCUGAAUUAAAAUUAUUAUUACUAUUAUGGAACCCUAAAAAUGGCCGCAAGUAGAGGUUGCCAUGAUUUUAAUAAAGUCAGCAUGGUUAAUUAGCAGAAGCCCUAAAAAAUAAAGUCAAGAUUCAACGUAAAAUAUGAAACCACCGAAGAGAAUAAUUUAUAAGGCGAACGGAAUAUUGGAAUCAGUAAUGAAACAUAUUUCGCGUCAGUUCGUGAGCGACGCUGACGAUCUCUGAAAAUUUUAUGUCGCUACAUUAAGAAUAAGAAAUAAAGGCCCGUCUCCUGGGUAAUUUGUGGCUGAAUGUAGAUAAUUUGACAUUAGACAUGGCUUCUUAAUUUAAAUAUUCAUUAGGUAUAUGUUAUCUAUCUAAACAUACAUAUUACUUACAAUUACUAAUAUUUAUUUUUCAUUUGAAUUAAUUUUUUAGGGUUCCGUAGCCAAAUGGCAAACAACGGAACCCUUAUAGAUUCUUCAUGUCUGUCUGCCUGUCCGUGUAUGUCACAGCCACUUUUUUCCAAAACUAUAAGAUCUAUUCUGUUGUACCUUGGUAAGUAGAUCUAUUCUGUGAACCGUAUUCAGAUUUUCACACAAAAAUAGAAAAAUAACAAUAAAUUAUGGGGGUAAAUUAAUUAGUAUUUAGAAUUGAAACUCAUAAUUUUUUUUUCAUCAAACUCACGUGUUCUAUGGAUAGGUCUUCAAAAAUGAGUUUUUUUUAUUUAAUUAUUUUUUCUAAACUGAAUAAUUUGCGAGAGAGACACUUCCAAAGUGAUAAAAUGUUUCCCCCCGCUGUAACUUCAAAAAUAAGAGAAUGAUAAAACUAAAAAAAUAUAUGAUAUACAUUACCAUGCAAACUUCCACCGAAAAUUGGUUUGAACGAGAUCUAGUAAGAAGUUAUUUUAAUUAAAAAAAUACACUAUUAUUAAAACAUCGAUCAAAGUUACAACGAACUACAAGAACUAUUAUAUUAUGUUACUUGCUGCUACGGAACCCUUCAUGGGUGAGUCCGACUCGAAUGGUUUAUCGUAAAUAGUAAAUAUAAAACUUCGAUUUUGUAUUAAAAUUAUUAAAAACAGAUGACUAUAAUUUAUCAACAUAAAUUUACCUUGUUACACCUGGCAACCUUUAUCUUGAGGCUGACUGAGAGCUGGCAACCAUAUUUGGUAGAUUGUAUCAAAAUAUUUUACAUUGUAUCAAAAUGUUACAGAAUGUAUCAAAAUAUCUUACAUUGUAUAAAAAUAUCUCACGUGUAUAAAGUAUUUCACAUUGUAUUAUUAUAGAUUGUAUCAAAAUAUUUCACAUUGUAUCAAAAUAUUACAGAUUUUAUCAAAAUAUAACAGAUUGUAUCGAAAUAUUACAGAUUGUAUCAAAAUAUUUCACAUUGUAUCCAAAUUUAACAGGUUCUUUUGAAAUGUUGUAGAUUGGGUCAAAAUAUUUCGUACUGUAUGUAAUGCCCGGUUCUUCUCUCUCACUGAUCUAAUGCAUCAAUGGUAAGAUCGCCUUAUUAAGAAUAAUAUAACGGUCUUGUAAAAUUCCUCUGGUGAUUAAUUAAAGAACUAUAAAGUUGCCUGCACUAGAUAAGUUUAUAUAUCCGUUCAUAUUUUUAAAUACACACUCAAUUGAUAUAUAAGCUUAUUAUAUGUAGAUUAUAUUAUACAAUAUAUUAUAAUUAUA